Molecule: messenger RNA, 919 nt
Organism: Scaptodrosophila lebanonensis
Lineage: Eukaryota; Metazoa; Arthropoda; Insecta; Diptera; Drosophilidae
Gene: SmD1
Product: probable small nuclear ribonucleoprotein Sm D1
Exons: 2
Coding region: 86-463 (125 amino acids)
Biological process (GO): spliceosomal snRNP assembly; RNA processing
Cellular component (GO): catalytic step 2 spliceosome; U4 snRNP; U1 snRNP
Molecular function (GO): RNA binding
Source: RefSeq, a predicted model, not a curated record
CAAACCAACCCUGUACCGCAAACGUUUUGCAUACAACAAAAUUUGCCGGCAUAAAAUACUCUAAUUUUAAUUGAAUAUCCAAGAAAUGAAGCUAGUAAGAUUUUUGAUGAAACUCAGUCAUGAGACUGUAACUAUUGAAUUAAAAAAUGGCACCCAAAUUCAUGGAACAAUUACUGGAGUGGAUGUGGCUAUGAACACGCAUCUGAAAAGUGUUAAGAUGACCAUAAAGAACAGAGAUCCCGUGCACUUGGAGUCACUAAGCAUUCGUGGUAACAACAUCCGAUAUUUCAUUUUGCCGGAUAGCUUGCCGCUGGAGACUUUGCUUAUAGACGACACUCCAAAAUCAAAAACCAAAAAGAAGGACAGCGGUCGUGUUGGUAGUCGUGGCAGAGGACGUGGAGCCCGUGGUCGUGGAGGCCCUAGGGGGCGUGGAAGGGGCAGAGGGGCAUCAGGUCGACGCUAAAUAUAACAUCAAAUUUUAUUACUAAAAGCUACAAAAAACUAUAGUAAUAUAAUUAAUUUUAUUUUAUAUUUUGGAUGCCAAUCGCGGUCAAGAGCAAAAGCGUUCUUUACAAAACGAUACCGUUGUCACGGAUAGUCGAACUACAACUAAUCAGUUGGGUUAACAGUUGAAGAAACCUUAAUAUAUGUAUUUUUAUAAACAAAAAAGAAGUUUAAUAAAUCUGCGUGCAGAUCCAGCUACCCGUGCGCCUACCAAUAAUAAUAUUGAAUUAACUAAGCCCAGAAAUAUACUUCAUUAUAUCGAGGUGAAUCUUCAUAUUCUCAGGAAAGAAGUUUUAGCUUUGCAUACACAAAGUCUAAUAUUUGGAAUUAAUCGGAAACGAAUUCAUAGUUUAUGAACUCUUUUUGUUAUGAUAUAUGUACUAUUUGUAAAUUAGUAAUAAAUACCAACACUAAA